Messenger RNA from Pelodiscus sinensis (Chinese soft-shelled turtle), 1981 nucleotides. Lineage: Eukaryota; Metazoa; Chordata; Testudines; Trionychidae. The record is from RefSeq and is a predicted model, not a curated record.
GGCGUACGCCGGGUACCCCUCCCAGUUCGUGCCGGCCUUGGAUCCUACCAAGCCCGGCCUGGUGAGCAGCCAGCUGCCGGGGACUUUGGGCCUGCCCGGGAAACCGCCAAGUUCCAGCCCUCUCACCGGGGCCUCCCCGCCCUCCUUCAUGCAGGGAUUAUGCCGGGACCCCUAUUGCCUGAGCUACCACAGCGCCUCGCCCCUGGGCACCAGCAACUGCUCCAGCUGCGUGCACGACCCUGGCAGCCUGAAAAGCGGAUACCCCCUGGUGUACCCCACGCACCCCCUGCACUCCGUGCACACCACCCUGUCCUCCAGCGCCACCCCCAGCCUGCCCGGCCACCCCCUCUACACCUACGGCUUCAUGCUCCAGAACGACCCCCUGCCCCACAUAUGCAACUGGGUGUCAGCCAGCGGCCCCUGCGACAAGAGGUUUGCCACCUCGGAGGAACUGCUCACCCACCUACGGACCCACACGGCCCUGCCCGGGGCAGAGAAACUCUUGGCGGGAUACCCGACCUCGGGGCUUGGCUCUGCGGCCUCCUGCCACCUCCACCUCCCGCCCACCGCCCCCGGGAGCCCCAGCGCUCUGCCCGGGUCCCUGUCUUUGAGGAACCCACACACUUUGGGACUCAACAGGUACCACCCAUAUGGCAAGAGCCACUUGCCCACAGCCGGCACCCUCCCGGUGCACUCCUUGCCAGCAGCGGGACCUUACUACUCUCCAUAUGCGCUGUACGGCCAAAGACUCACAUCAGCGUCUGCGCUUGGAUAUCAGUAACUCGAGCCCCCCCGGCGUCUCGCCCUCCCUCCCGCGCCUUCCCUCCCUGGGACUGUGUAUUUAUUGACUGUAUGUUCGCUUCAAGCUGGGAAUAUAAGUGCAUUAAUACACCAAUGAAUCAAUGGUAUGCAAAAAGUCUGUGUCUAAAAAAAAAAAAUAUCCUUUGCAGGUGUGGGGCUUUUCUUUUCCUUUCUCUCUCCUCUCUUGGCUCUUCUUUUGACACAUCUGUUUGAUUUUGUUCCGCUCCCCUUUCUGGGAUGUUCUUGCAUGACUCCUAACACAUUAAUUUCCCCCUCCCACCUUUAUCAUUUUGAAAUUCCGUUUCUCUUUGGUUGUACAGUUAACCGAGAUGUAAUAUUUUUUUGUAAUGUAUUUUGGGGAAGGGGCAACAGCAGUGGUAGGGGGGCAGGAAGGGCAGCUGGGAGACCGUUGGGGGCAUUGCGCCUCCCCCCCUCGAGCUAUCUUCAUCCCAAAACGUGGCCCCCAGGGGCUGCCAGAAGCCAUCGCACCCUCUCCUGAGCCGGACAGUGGGCGGCUGCUCCCUGCUUCUUGCUGUACUUUGGAAAAGGACGUAGGACGUGCUAUCUGGAUUCCGCCCGGUGGUCCUCCAUCCGCUCCGGUAUCCUGGCUCCCGACUCCAGUCCUGCUCUCCCGUGCUCCGAACAUCCGCCUUGUCUUCCAGCACCAGUGGGUGCCGUACAGACGUAACUCUCGGGGGCACCCGUCAGCCUGGUCUCUGGACUCCCCUGCUCCCACGGAGUCACCCCCGUCCCAGGGGAAGGGGUCAUGGCUGGGUGCCAUUGUGGAUGACUUACUUUGGCUCACCGGCCCGCCCCGGGGCACCUGCUCAGAAUGCAAAGACGUGGAUUAUGAAUGUGGUGUCCGGGACUCGCUGAGGGGGUGGGAGGACGAGACCCUUCAGGACCGCCAGAAAUAGCCCGGAGAAGCUGCCCGGCCUGGUCCAAACUGGGUCAAUGAAUCCAGCACCAACUCCACCUUGCUCUGAUUCCUCCAGGCCCAGUCGACAUACCAAAAACCCCCCCUCCCCAAACCCCAGCUCUUCUUGACCUACAGGAAUGACCCCUGAAGGGCCCGCCCCCCGUCUAACGCAGCAGGGGAGGCUGCGGCUGGCUUGGGGUGAAUAGAGCUCCAUCUUGGUAAGUCUUAUUUUGUUAAUAAAUGAAUACUUGGUUAUAUUCA